UUGAAUAAUAACAAAAUAACAUUAUAAUAUUGAUAUUAUAUCUAUUUUUUAAGAAUUAGAACCGUAACUAGACAAGAUGUGGACUGACCACAUAAGCAUGUUCAUUCGUAAAAUCGACUCAAUUUUAUUUAAUUAACAACCAUGGGCACCCCUGGAUUAGAACUCGGAACUCUCUGGAAAAAUAAACAAAAUAAUUGCUAAAAAGUUUGCCCUUCGGAACCUAGAUUGCCUGGUUUUUUAAGUAAAAUACCAUGUGUAAUGUGUUCGACCUCCUCUCUUCGCUGCCUCCUAGCAUCCCAUGAACUCCGAUAUUUCCUUCUGACUGCCAUGUUACUAUGGAUGAUGCACGGUCGCCCCCCAAAACAUACCGCUUGUCUUCCGCCGCCAACCCAAUCUCUCCGGCCGCCUUGUCUUCGCCGGAGCUCCCCUUCGUCUGGGCUCGGAUUCGGCUGGCCGACAAGCAGGACGUCCCCAUCAUCCACCGCCUCAUCUGCCAAUUGACCGGCUUCCUCCAUUUCAAUCACGUCUUUUCUGCCACCGAGUCCUCCCUCUCUUCCACCCUCUUCCCCACUCCCUCCCCUCCGCCGUUCCUCUCCCUCACCGCCCUCCUCCUCGAGCUCUCCCCCUCUCCCAUCCCCCAACGAGACCUCGAGGACGAGAAGGAAGAAGACAGAGAAGAGAACAAAACCGGUUCUGUCGUCCACCGAAUCGAGCUGGCGGCGCCGAUGGCGGACCCGGAGGCAGAGGCGUUCGCAUCGCCUAGGGGCCGGGGGCUGGUUGUCGCGGGGUUCACGCUGUGCUUCCCCAAGUACUCGGCCUUCCGGGCGAAGCCAGGGCUGUACGUGGAAGGCCUGUUCGUGAGGGAGGCUUGGCGGCGGAGGGGGCUUGGGCGGAUGCUCCUCUCGGCGGUGGCGACGCAGGCGGCGAGGAUGGGGUUGCCGAAGGUGGAGUGGGGCGUGCCCAACUGGAACGCCGGCGCCGUCUACUUCUAGGAGGGGAUGGGCGCCGUGGAGCAGCGUGACGGGAGGCACUUCAAGCUUAGCCGGGGGGCUUUGAAGAGAUACGGGACAGAGGCGGAGGGAAGUGGCUCGGAUGACGCGUGCGUCCCUGGACCUGAUCAAGCCUGAAUUCUAUG
Molecule: messenger RNA, 1135 nt
Organism: Phoenix dactylifera (date palm)
Lineage: Eukaryota; Viridiplantae; Streptophyta; Magnoliopsida; Arecales; Arecaceae
Source: RefSeq, a predicted model, not a curated record